CGAUCGACAAGACUCGCGUCGCGCGAGUUCAAUUGCGCGUUCAAUUCCGAAUCGGUUCUGUUUGUUGUCCAAAUUGUGAGAAAUUUUUGGCUUGAUCGCGAAAAAUCGAGGACGAAACAGCGAAGUUAUGAUGAAUCUUGCCGAUCAGGAGGUGCCUGCUGCGCCGACGGAAUUGGCGGGUUUACCCGGAAACGGAUUCGGCAGACUGCCCGAGCCGCUUCAGACGGUGGCCGGCGAAUAUUGUCCCAGUAGCUACCCGGUGUCGCAGACUGCGAACAAUGAGAAGCAGCUACACACGGGAAAUGAAUUGUACAUGCCGCAAGGCUACAGGCAAGAAACUUGGUUGCAAGAUGGUAGCAGCUCCGAAACCGAGGACAGCGAGCAGUACGUGCCCGAAUUCCAUCAGAUGUCGAGUGCGAACGUGAAGCAAGAGUCGAGUAAUUGCACGAGAAACAGCGACAACGGCAAUUAUCAUCCCCAAUAUCAGUCCACCUCGGUAUCGGUCGCUCACGGCCAAAGCAACGAUUUUCUCGAGAUUAGCUCGGGUCGUUGCUUCGGGAACCGAAAGAUAAACGGACCGGCUAAUAAGAGCACGAAGGACGUCGCUGUGAAGGAGGAACCGGCGGAUCGAAGCUACGUGGAGCCGAUUACUAUAACGAACAUAUCAUCCGCAACAUCUCAGGACACGCAGAACGCGAGCACUCUAAUUUACCCACAACGCCAACAAUAUGGAAAUGUGACGAGGGAUCAUAGAGGAUCGUCACCGCCGUCCAGCCGUCCAGCCAGCGCUUCUUCUUCGACUUCUCAAUGGCAAUCGACCUUCUCCGUUUCCUCCGAGGCGUUUCUGCCGCGACAGGAGAACUGGAAUUCCGAGGCUUACGCGAAAAGGAGCGGCACGCCGACUUGGACGGAACUCGGCCCGCAGUUGGAUCCCAGGAACUCGUCCUGGGAUCGGCAGAACGGCUGUUACCAGAAGAAGGGCUCGCCCGUUUCUACCUGGAAUCCGGACCACAUCAACAAAAGGCCAUCAUCGGCGACCGGCGUAUCCGCGUGGAGCGAUGUUGCUGUCGGUUAUCAACAACAACGACGUGGUUCCUUGCAGCUGUGGCAAUUUCUCGUAGCCUUGCUUGAUGACCCUGCGAAUGCACCUUGCAUAGCGUGGACCGGCCGCGGGAUGGAGUUCAAGCUAAUCGAACCAGAAGAGGUGGCACGAAGAUGGGGCGUUCAAAAAAACAGACCAGCGAUGAAUUAUGAUAAGCUGAGCCGAUCGUUGAGAUACUACUAUGAGAAAGGCAUAAUGCAAAAGGUUGCCGGUGAGCGAUACGUAUACAAGUUCGUCUGCGAUCCGGAAGCGCUCUUCAACAUGGCGUACGGUACCGGGGCGUCUUCGGGGAUUAGUGGAGAAGUUCCAAGCGGUAUGGUACGAAGCCAUGCGGUGUCCGGGAAAGGAGCGGGCGGGAACGAAGUUCCAGAUUUGAUGAAGCAUCCCGCCGCGGGGUACAGCGACGCGGUUUUCGCUAUGUAUUCAAAUACUGCCGCAGUGUACGGACCUUCUAGUCUUCAUCAUCUGCAUCAGUAUCUCGGCGGUAAUGAGGGCUUCAAAACGCCAUCGAGCAGAUAUCACCCCCAUUACCCCCAUCAGUACGGUAGCAAUCACCAUCACCAUCAUCAUCAUCCGCCUCCGAGCUACACGGAGACCUUCCUGAACUACAGUCGAUUGUCGUCGCACGAGGCUGCUUUCGACUCGAAAGCGCAGGAACCGCUACCGAGAGAUUCGUAUACCCAGGAAACGGAGAGUACCAGCAGAGACCGGGAACCCGGAUCGAUACCCUACGACAGCGUGCAGAGAUCGCAAUUACCGGCCCCGGCCGUGUCCUCGCAAUCCUCGAUACUGGACGGCGCGACGAGCUCGAAACUGGAGCAAGCACCGUAUACGUGUUUAGGCGUUGGAAGCUGCGUCUGUUAAAUAAAUGUGAUCGAAUCUGUUGUUUGCAUAUUAUUCGAAGGAAGGUCUCCUAUCGAUCAUGCUUGACGAUCCUCGAAACGGAGCGAGACUCCGAGUCGUCUGGACGUACAUGGUAUUGUAAAUAGUACUUAUUUUUCCGCGCUGGCUUAUCAGACUUCCUGGAGAUAAAACUAUUAAAUUUGUUUAAGUGCGAACUCUCUGAUUCGCGCCCGAUGCGUUAUCUCCGAUCGUUACUGUGCGCGUAUUCUAGUAGUUUAUCGCGGUUGUAAUUUAUUUUAUAAAUAUUAAAUAAAUCUCCUUAUCAAUAGGACGAUUAUCAAAAAUAUGAAAUAUGACUUCAUAUUUUUUAUUUAUAAGUUCGAUAUACAUUGCUCGACAACACGUCGAGCGUAAAUUAAAAUAAUACAAUUUCAAGACAAAAUUUAUCUUGGCUCUGUUUCACUAAAAGUGAGAAGAAACAAAAAUAAUAGCAUGGAAAG
Messenger RNA from Pogonomyrmex barbatus (red harvester ant), 2445 nucleotides. It is a transcript of the gene Ets96B, whose product is annotated as ETS variant transcription factor Ets96B. Lineage: Eukaryota; Metazoa; Arthropoda; Insecta; Hymenoptera; Formicidae. Gene Ontology annotation, molecular function: DNA-binding transcription factor activity, RNA polymerase II-specific; sequence-specific DNA binding. Gene Ontology annotation, biological process: cell differentiation; regulation of transcription by RNA polymerase II. Gene Ontology annotation, cellular component: nucleus. The record is from RefSeq and is a predicted model, not a curated record.